Messenger RNA from Glycine soja, 381 nucleotides. RefSeq lists its product as uncharacterized. The coding region runs from base 1 to 381 and encodes 126 amino acids. The transcript has a single exon. The record is from RefSeq and is a predicted model, not a curated record. NCBI's taxonomy places the organism in Eukaryota, Viridiplantae, Streptophyta, Magnoliopsida, Fabales, Fabaceae.
AUGGAUAGUUGCAAGCCAAUUGGAGCACUAAUGGAGUGCAAAAUGAAGUUAUCAAAGUUCGACAAAGCAGAAAAGGUGGAUGUUACAAAUUUCAAGAGUUUGGUGGGUAGUUUGCAAUAUUUGACGUGUACAAGACUAGACAUUUUGUAUGUUACUGGACUCAUUAGUCGAUACAUGGAGACUCAAACCAUUACUCAUCUCAAGGCCACAAAAGGAAUUCUUCUCUAUAUCAAAGGAUCAAUCAUAUUUGGCUUAUGGUUCUUAACAAGUAAUGACUAUAAGCUUGUAGGUUACAGUGACAACAAUUGGGCUGGAGAUAAAAAUGAUCGGAAAAGUACCAGUGAAUUUGUGCUUUUCAUGGGGAACACAACCUUUACUUAG